GCACCGGAGCCACUUUACGCUUGGACUCAGGCCCCGGAAGUGGCUAGGGUGGGGUCGGCGCUGCCCCUGAAACCGGCUACCCCGGGAAGAUGCUGCUGGACCUGUCGGAGGAGCACAAGGAGCAUCUGGCCUUCCUGCCGAAAGUGGACAGCGCGGUGGUCGCAGAGUUUGGGCGAAUCGCGGUGGAGUUCCUGCGGCGUGGCUCGAACCCCAAGAUCUACGAAGGCGCUGCCAGAAAACUCAGUGUGAGUAGUGACACUGUCCAACAUGGUGUGGAAGGAUUAAUAUACCUCCUUACUGAAAGUUCGAAGCUCAUGAUUUCUGAACUAGAUUUCCAAGACUCUGUUUUUGUUCUUGGAUUUCCUGAAGAAUUGAACAAGUUGUUGCUUCAGCUUUAUCUGGACAACAGAAAGGAGAUCAGAACUAUCCUGAAUGAAUUGGCACCAGACCUUCCCAGUUACCACAGCCUUGAAUGGCGACUGGAUGUACAGCUUGCAAGCAGAAGCCUCAGACAACAGAUUAAACCAUCAGUGACUAUAAAGCUCCACCUUAAUCAGAAUGGAGGUCACAACACCCACGUUCUGCAGACAGACCCAGCCACCCUGCUGCACUUGGCUCAGCAGCUGGAACAGGCCUUGGAGGAGGUGAAAACAAACCACUGCAGGAGAGUCGUGCGCAACAUCAAGUAGGCCCAGCUUGUGUUCUUCCGGCCGAAUCAGUUGUGAAUUGGUGAUACGCGUGCGCAACAUCAAGUAGUCCCAGUUUGUUUUCUUCCGGCCGAACACUUGUGAAUUGGUGACAGGCAGCAGUUGUUUUUCAAAAUCAAUUUUUUAAAUUGAUAGUGAUAAAUAUAUAGAGAUUUCAUAAAAUUCCUUUCCCUAUGUCAAGAUACCGGGCUGAGUGACAUUUCUCUCUCGGUGCUGGUAUGAUCAGCCUCUUGAGUUAAGAUGUAGUUUGUAUUGUAAAUGUGUAAAUAGGACUGAGUCAACUGAAGGUGAACCUGUACGGUUCGAAUCCUCUGUGUAUGUAAAUGACUGUUUUUUGGUGCUUUUUCUGACUGGUUUAUUGUUUUCCUCCUCAUUGAUCUAAACUUAAAAAUAAAGUUCAUGGUGUGAUUCUGUUACUAUUCUGAGUAUUUCUAGACAAUUUAGUGUUUUUGACUUUAAAGCACACCAUGGUGUUAAUAGCCACAGAGUAGUGGGAAGUGAAGAUGAAUUUUUUAGAUGCAGCAUUGUUUAGGCGGUUCAUGUGUUUUAUUUGGCUGUGACUAUACUAAGUAGUUGCCUUGUUGCUUAACUUUAAGUUGCCAUGCCAAUAAGCUUAAAUAGUACUCAGAUUUGUGUGAAUGUAUUGUAGUUUAUCAAGGAUUCAUUUUUUUCCCUAUUACCAAAGCAUCUGAGAGACACACUGCCAUUCAACAUUUAUAAACAAUGGUUGCAGGCAUAUUGUAAUCAGUUCUUAAUUAUCUAGAUAUAAAUUACCGUCACUUUUAAAAUUCUGUUUGAAUAAAGCAUAAAGAGGGCAAAGGGAGGCCAUGCUUACUACGUUCCCGGCAAAGUUCCCUUCUGCCUUAAA
Molecule: messenger RNA, 1575 nt
Organism: Odocoileus virginianus texanus
Lineage: Eukaryota; Metazoa; Chordata; Mammalia; Artiodactyla; Cervidae
Source: RefSeq, a predicted model, not a curated record